UCGAGCGAGUGUCUUUCUCAUUCCAAUUUAGGAAUGAGGAUAGAGUUACUAGCAACCUCUUCAGCUCUUCCUUCACGCUGCUUGGUUACCGAGAAAAUCGAAAGGAAUAUGGCGCAAACCCUGGCGAUGCCCGUGGCACCCUCUCUCUCCUUGAUAUGCAACAAAACGAGCUCUCUUUCUCUCUCUAACUCUGUUUCCCUUCAACGUUCGAACCCUCCAAAGUAUCGUAGUCUAAGCAUCGAAUGCGCUCGUGUUGGAGGAGUGGAAAUUCCAAACAACAAGAGAGUGGAAUUCUCUCUUCAGUAUAUCCACGGAAUCGGUCGUUCUAGGGCUCGUAAAAUUCUCUGUGAUCUUAAAAUGGAAAACCAAAUCACCAAAGAUUUGUCUGAGGAAGAACUCACCUCGAUUCGUGAUGAAGUCUCCAAGUAUAUGAUUGAAGGCGACCUGAGGCGGUUCAAUGCUCUUAAUAUAAGGCGACUGAAGGAGAUUCAGUGCUACAGAGGGGUGCGCCAUAUUCAGGGCUUGCCUUGCAGAGGACAGCGCACCAAAAACAACACUCGGACUUUGAAGGGUAAGAGGGUUACUGUUGCUGGAAAGAAGAAGGCUCCUCGUUGAUCUAAUCCUUCUGUUUUCCCUCAAGUAAUUGCAUGACUCUGAUUUUUCAUUUUUUGAAAUGAAUCAUUGUAGUACCAUAUGAUUGAUUGGUUUUUUGUUGAUAUCAAUAUGGGAUUUUCAAUCUCUAUAAGACUUCUGUUUUCAACU
This is a messenger RNA of Theobroma umbraticum, 762 nucleotides long. RefSeq names its product Ribosomal protein S13/S18 family. NCBI's taxonomy places the organism in Eukaryota, Viridiplantae, Streptophyta, Magnoliopsida, Malvales, Malvaceae. Gene Ontology annotation, biological process: translation. Gene Ontology annotation, cellular component: ribosome; small ribosomal subunit; mitochondrion. The record is from RefSeq and is a predicted model, not a curated record. Gene Ontology annotation, molecular function: RNA binding; structural constituent of ribosome.